AUGGAAAACUUCCAGUACAGCAUCCAGCUGAGUGACCAGGACUGGGCUGAGUUUUCGGCCGCAACGGAGGAGUGUGGCCUCCUGCAGGCCAGCCUGGCCUCUGGGGAUGAGCUCUUGUCCAGUGACAUUGACCAAGGGGACAGCAGUGGCAGCAGUCCUCCUGGGCCUCCACCCCUUCUCGAGGGGCAGCCAGCUUCCAGGGGGAGGGGCUGGCCUGGCUUCAAGGAGGAGGACAAGGCAGCUACCCGGUCGCUGGUCAGCAGGUCUUGGCGUGAGCCUGUCUUGGCCCUGGGGGCCGAUCAGCAGAUGCCUAGCACGUCUGCACGGUCAGAAGCUUUGCUGUCCCUCAGAUCUGACGCUGCCCCCCUAGGCCAGAGCUUGUCCCUUCUAGGGCCAGUGUCUUCCAGAGACAAGAUGCAGAGGCUUCUGCAGGGGCCAGCCCCCCAGGGCCCUGCCCCUAGUCCGCCUGGUGAGCCUCCUCAGAGCUCUGAGUCUCCUGGCUCCAGCAUAGCUCCGCAGAGCCCCCCUGGAAGCCCUGGAGCCCCGCCAUGCAGCCCUAGACGAAAGAAGAGGCGUGCUGCUGGAGCCAAGGGGGGUGGGUGCUUGAGUACCCCAGGCUCUGCUCCCACCCAGCAGGGUUCCCUCCCCAAGGAGGGCCUUGACGUGGCUGGGUCCAGGGGGAAGGGUCUCUCAGCUGGGACAGCAGAGCAGACAGCAGGAACCGGGCAGGAUGCACUGUGUCCAGAGUCUGCAGGAGCCCCUGCGCAGGUAACCAGGCAAGGAACAGAUCCAGAUCUGUCUACACCUGUCCCUGCGACCAAGGAAGGUACAGACCUACUCAGCAUGACCCCCGGAGCUGAGCUACACACUGUGUCCACAUCUGCCCAGGAGACUCAUCCAGAUAUCUCAAUGGCUAAGUCAGAUGCGGCUUUGUCUACACCUGCCUCCAAGCUUCAACCUGACACACCUCUGUCUACACCUGCCUCCAAGUCUAAACUGGACACAGACCUGCCUAUGCUAGGCCCAGUGGUUAAGCAGGAGGUGGAUUUAUCUACACUUGUUCUGCCUCACCUUGUUUCCAAGGCCCAAUCUGACGUGGGUGUGUCUACACCUGCUCCCAUUCCCCAGGCGGGGCCUGACAUGGUGAAGGUGGAGGUUGCCCCAAUGGCCAAGUCAUGUUUGAGCCCUAUUGUGUCUCCAGGAGGACACCGAGAGAAGCCCAGAGAGGAGCCUUCAGCAGGUGCCGCUGGACAUCACUCAGGGGAGCCCCCACUAGGCCCUGUCCAAGCACCCAAGAAGAAGAAAGUGCGAUUUUCCAUGGCUGUGCCCAGCCCUGAGGAGCCAGGUUCAGGAGAGACCUCAGGCCCACCUUCGCCAGCCACAGCCCAGCCCUCACCCCCCAGGACAGCAGUGGGGGGCCGAGGGGGGCCUGGAGGCUGGGACGCCAUGGCAGUUGGGCCCCGGUCUCCCCAGCCUCGGAUCCUCAAACACCUGCCUCCCCCUUCCCCCGCUGCUUCAGUGGGGCCCAGGUCCAGGAGCAGCUUUGCAGUGACCCUCCCAGAGGCCUAUGAGUUCUUUUUUUGUGACACUAUUGAGGAGGAAGAUGAGGAUGCUGAGGAGGUGGCAGAAGCUGACCAGGCCCUGGCCGAAGUACAGUGGCCAGACAUGUGUGAAUUCUUCUUCCGGGACCGUCAAGCCCAGAGGUCUGGGCACUGGGGGGGCCACUCUGUGGCCCAACCCCCACAGGCUGAGCCGGUGCCAACCCUUCCACCUGGAGACCCUGUGCCCAUCUCCAUCCCCGAGGCCUAUGAACACUUCCUCGGGGAGGACUCGUCGGGGGGCAUGCUGGAGCUGGCUGCCCUUCUCCAGCUACAGGCCACGGAGCCCCCCGGCUUGGUCCCCUGGGGCAUGGGGCCUGGCACCCCACCAGAGCCUACCCCAGACACAGCGGAGCAGUGCAGUCGGGCAGUCAGGCAAGCAGGGGAGCCCCGAGGUCCUCUCAUCUCAUUUACCUUCAGCCAGAAUGAUAUGUGCCUGGUGUUUGUGGCCUUUGCCACCUGGGCUGUGAGAACAUUAGACCUGCAUACCCCAGAUGCCUGGAAAACAGUCUUGUUGGCCAACAUUGGUACCUUCUCCGCCAUCCACUACUUCCGCCGGCAGAUGGGGCAGGGACGCCCGAGCCGCAGCCGCAGCCGCAGCCCCAGCCCCAGACGCAACCUGAGCUCUUAG
Molecule: messenger RNA, 2229 nt
Organism: Odobenus rosmarus divergens (Pacific walrus)
Lineage: Eukaryota; Metazoa; Chordata; Mammalia; Carnivora; Odobenidae
Gene: PERM1
Exons: 3
Coding region: 1-2229 (742 amino acids)
Biological process (GO): regulation of DNA-templated transcription; response to muscle activity
Cellular component (GO): cytoplasm; nucleus
Source: RefSeq, a predicted model, not a curated record